This is a messenger RNA of Brassica rapa (field mustard), 5568 nucleotides long. Its product is annotated as protein SHOOT GRAVITROPISM 6. Gene Ontology annotation, cellular component: cytoplasm. The record is from RefSeq and is a predicted model, not a curated record. Lineage: Eukaryota; Viridiplantae; Streptophyta; Magnoliopsida; Brassicales; Brassicaceae.
UUCUCUUUUUAACAUUCAAGUCCUCCGGGAAAGAGGCGACGCAGAUUAUAAACCAACCACCGAGAGCUUCUCCGCCGCCUGAUCUCGAUCACAAACUUCGAUUUCGAAUGGCUUCUUCAAGUCUCGGGAGCUCAAUCCCCGCGCCAGAGGCUGUUCAGCUUCUGGUGUCUUCUCUAGCUGAUGAUUCCUCUGUGGUGAGAGAAGCUUCCAUGGCUUCAUUGAGAGACAUUGCCUCACUGAAUCCGCUUCUGGUGCUAGAUUGUUGCUAUGCUGUGUCACGUGGAGGAAGAAGGCGGUUUGGUAACAUGGCUGGGGUUUUUCAAGUGAUGGCAUUCAGUGUUGGUGCGUUGGAGACAGGGGAGAGUGAUGAAGCUUUCAUGGGGAAGCUUGCUAAGAUUGCUACAGCUGAGAUUAUAUCUUCCAAGGAACUAAAUGCUGAUUGGCAAAGGCAAGCGUCAGGGCUCCUUGUCUCAAUUGGAACACAUUUUCCUGAUCUUAUGAUGGAAGAAUUAUUUCUUCAUCUGUCUGGUCCGGCUUCAGCUUCGCCUGCUAUGGUUCAAAUUCUUGCUGAUUUUGCCUCUUCUGAUGCUUUGCAGUUCACUCCACGCCUUAAAGAUGUACUUUCAAGGGUGUUGCCUAUUCUUGGGAAUGUUCGAGAUGUACACCGACCAAUAUUUGCAAAUGCAUUUAAGUGCUGGUCUCAGGCAGUGUGGCUAUACAUCACCGAUCUUACCUCAGAUUCUCCUCUUGACAGCGAUGUCAUGUCUUUUCUAAAUUCAGUUUUUGAGCUGUUGUUGAGAGUUUGGACAACUUCCCGAGAUCAUAAGGUACGAGUAUCUACUGUAGAGGCUCUGGGUCAGAUGGUCGGUCUUAUCACGCGGACACAACUGAAGUCAGCAUUACCAAGGCUUAUUCCAGCAAUACUUGAAUUGUAUAAGAAAGAUCAUGACGAUGCUCUUUUGGCGACAUGUAGUCUUUACAACCUAUUAAAUGCCUCAUUACUUUCUGAAUCUGGUCCUCCGCUGCUUGAGUUCGAGGACCUUACAAUUGUUCUGUCGACACUUCUUCCUGUGAUCAGUAUAAAUAGUGAAAACAAAAGGCACUCAGGUAGUUCAGUGGGACGAAAGGCAUACAAUGAAGUGCAGCGGUGUUUUCUGACUGUUGGCUUGGUUUACCCCGAGGAUUUGUUUACAUUUCUUCUUAAUAAAUGCAAGUUGAAAGAAGACCAUUUGACUUUUGGUGCCCUCUGUGUCUUGAAACAUCUGCUUCCGAGGUUACUUGAAGCUUGGCACUCAAAACGGCCUCUUUUGAUUGAGGCUGCAAGGUCUUUGUUAGAUGAGCAAAGUUUAGCUGUUCGAAAAGCUCUUUCAGAGUUGAUCGUGGUCAUGGCUUCACAUUGCUAUCUGGUCGGUCCAUCUGGGGAAUUAUUUGUUGAAUACCUUGUACGCCAUUCUGCAAUAGGAGAGAUUGAUAAUCUGAAGGCAAAAGGGGAGCCAAUUAGUCCAACACAGCUAAGAGCAGUUUGUGGAAAAGGUCUUCUGCUCUUGACCGUUACAAUCCCAGAGAUGGAGUACAUUCUUUGGCCUUUCCUACUGAAAAUGAUUGUCCCUAAGGUUUACACUGGCGCUGUUGCAACAGUCUGUAGAUGCAUAUCUGAAUUGUGUCGUCGUAGAUCUUCAACCACCCCCAUGUUGAUUGAGUGUAAAGCUCGUGCUGAUAUUCCAAGCCCCGAGGAGUUAUUUACCCGUUUGGUGGUUCUUUUACACAACCCUCUGGCAAAAGAGCAGUUAGCAACCCAAAUUUUGACGGUCCUUAACUAUUUGUCCCCUCUUUUUCCAAAGAACAUAAGCAUGUUUUGGCAAGAUGAGAUUCCAAAAAUGAAGGCAUAUGUUUAUGACACGGAAGAUCUGAAGCUUGAUCCAUCUUACCAGGAAAACUGGGAUGACAUGAUAAUCAAUUUUUUAGCAGAAUCACUGGAUGUCACUCACGAUGCUGACUGGGUUAUAUCUCUUGGAAAUGCUUUUGCAAAACAAUACAAUCUUUAUACUCCGGAUGAUGACCAUGCAGCACUUCUACACCGAUGUAUGGGAAUACUUCUCCAGAAAGUUAAUGAUAGAGCAUAUGUUCGUGACAAGAUUGACUGGAUGUACGAACAGGCUGACAUUUCUAUACCUGCAAAUAGACUUGGUUUAGCGAAGGCCAUGGGGCUGGUCGCUGCUUCUCAUUUGGACACUGUACUGGAAAAGCUCAAAGUCAUUUUGGAUAAUGUUGGACAGAGUAUUUUCCAAAGGAUCUUAUCUCUCUUCUCUGAGAGCUAUAAAACAGAAGACAGUGAUGAUAUACAUGCUGCUUUGGCUUUGAUGUAUGGAUAUGCUGCGAAAUAUGCCCCCUCAUCGGUUAUUGAGGCCAGAAUAGAUGCACUUGUCGGCACGAAUAUGCUUUCACGGCUUCUUCAUGUGCGACAGCAAACAGCAAAACAAGCUGUUAUAACUGCUAUUGAUUUGUUAGGUCGUGCUGUCAUAAAUGCUUCCGAGAGUGGUGCUACAUUUCCAUUGAAAAGAAGAGAUAUGAUGCUUGAUUAUGUAUUGACAUUGAUGGGGCGAGAUGAAAAUGAAGGUUUUGCAGAAUCUAGUCUUGAACUUUUACACACUCAGGCACUUGCUCUAAAUGCCUGCACAACCCUGGUCUCUGUUGAACCGAAGCUGACCGUUGAAACUCGAAAUCGAGUCAUGAAGGCUACGUUGGGAUUCUUUGCUCUGCCUAAUGAUCCAUCAGAUGUCAUAGGUCCCCUUAUAGACAAUCUUGUGUCUCUUUUGUGUGCCAUCCUCCUUACAAGUGGAGAGGAUGGCAGAAGUCGAGCUGAGCAGCUUCUGCAUCUGCUUAGACAGCUUGAUCAAUAUGUUUCUUCGCCCGUUGACUACCAAAGAAAAAGAGGUUGUAUGGCAGUUCAUGAGAUGCUUCUGAAGUUUCGUAAGCUUUGCGUUGCUGGCUACUGUGCUCUUGGUUGUUCCGGUGAUUGCCCACACAGAAAGUAUGUAGACCGCAGUAUGCAGGGGAAUUUUUCAAAUCUACCAUCGGUAUUUUUAUUUCCUGACCGCGAGGUAUUGUGUUUGGGAGAUAGAGUCAUAACCUAUCUGCCACGCUGUGCUGACACAAAUUCUGAAGUUCGGAAAAUUUCUGCACAGAUUCUUGACCAGUUCUUCAGCAUUUCUCUUUCCCUUCCAAAAGCAGCACUCUCAAGUGGGUUGGAUUCUGAAGAAUCUUAUAAAGCCUUGUCUUCCCUUGAGGAUGUCAUUGCCAUUUUGAAAAGUGAUGCCUCUAUUGAUCCAUCGGAAGUUUUUAACAGAAUCGUCUCAUCCAUUUGUGCUCUUUUAACGGUGGAUGAGCUCGUAGCAGCCUUGCACAGUUGCACUCCGGCCAUCUGUGACAAAAUCAGGCAAUCUGCGGAGGGAGCCAUUCAAGCGGUUACUGAGUUUGUUUCAAGAAGAGGGAGUCAGCUUAAUGACAAUGAUAUUUCAAGGACGACUCAGUCCUUGCUCUCGGCAGCAGUUCAUAUAACUGAGAAGAGUUUACGUGUUGAAGCUAUUGGAGCGAUCUCUGCACUGGCAGAGAACACACAAUCAUCGAUAGUGUUUAGUGAAGUGUUGGCUACUGCUGGAAAGGACAUCGUGACAAAGGACAUAACUAGGAUGCGUGGUGGCUGGCCAAUGCAAGAUGCAUUCUAUGCUUUCUCUCAACAUACAGAGCUUUCAGUUUCGUUCAUGGAACACUUGAUAUCUGUUCUCAAUCGUAGUUCUUUAGUUAAAGCUGAUUCACAUAAGGAUUCACAUAAGGGAGAUAAUACAAGCUCUUCUUCUGAAACACAUGUAGAAGAUGAGUUACUUCAAGCUGCCAUUUUUGCUCUCACUGCUUUUUUUAGAGGUGGCGGAAAAACUGGAAAGAAAGCUGUUGAGAAAAGCUACUCUUCUGUCGUUGGAGCACUUACUCUUCAACUCGGAAGCUGCCAUGGACUUGCAAGCACUGGUCAGCAAGAUCCAUUACGGGUACUUCUGACUUCCUUCCAGGCUUUCUGUGAGUGUGUUGGUGAUUUAGAGAUGGGCAAGAUUUUGGCUCGUAAUGGAGAGCAAAGAGAAAAAGAAAAGUGGGUUGAUCUUAUUGGCGAUAUUGCUGGAUGCAUUUCAAUUAAGAGACCAAAGGAGGUUCAACAUAUUUGCAUAAUUUUAACGAAAGCACUAAACCGUCCACAAAGAUUCCAAAGGGAAGCUGCUGCCGCUGCAUUGUCAGAGUUCAUACGCUACAGUGGUGAUUUUAGUUCUGUGAUGGAGGAGAUGGUCGAAGCACUCUGCCGACAUGUGUCAGAUGAUUCUCCGACUGUAAGGCGCCUUUGUCUGAGAGGAUUAGUGCAGAUGCCAUCUGCUUGUAUGAACCACUACACAACUCAAGUUAUUGGUGUAAUAUUAGCGUUGCUAGAUGAUUUGGAUGAAUCAGUCCAACUAACUGCUGUGUCAUGCUUAUUGAUGGUCACGGAGUCAGCAUCUAAUGAUGCUGUUGAACCUAUCUUGUUGAAUUUAUCUGUUCGGCUUCGUAACCUUCAGAUUAGCAUGGACCCGAAGAUGAGAGCCAACGCAUUUGCAGCUUUUGGAGCGUUAAGUAAAUAUGCUACUGGAGGGCAACGGGAGGGAUUUGUUGAGCAGAUUCAUUCCACACUUCCCCGCUUGGUAGUACACCUCCAUGACGACGACCCUAGCAUUAGGCAGGCUUGUCGGGUAACCCUCAAGCAGUUUGCUCCACUCAUGGACAUACAAAAUGAUUCUACUCUGUUUGAUUCACGUGCUUUUGGUUCUGACCAUAGAAAUGACUAUGAAAACUUCGUAAGGGAACUCUCUAGGCACUUGGUUCAUGAGUCGGAAAGAGUUGACACUUACAUGGCCUCAACCAUCCAGGCUUUUGAUGCACCUUGGCCAGUAAUUCAAGCAAACGCAAUACACUUCUCCACCACCAUGUUAUCACUUUCAGAGGAUCAGCAUAUGUUCUUUCACUACUAUCCACAGGUGUUUGAAACGCUGGUUAACAAGAUGACCCGGUCACAAGAUUCAGUUGUGAGAGCGGCAUGCUCAUCAGCCUUUGGGUUGCUGCUAAGAUCAACCAAGUCAACAUUGUGGAGAGGAGCUCGACUUGAUCGGACCGACUCAGGUAGAAAAUCCAAUGAUCCCGAGUCUGCUAAGAAGUAACAUCUGCGGUGUGUGAGAAUCAACCAGUUGCUGCCAAAAUCUGGGGGUUUGCGAGAUAGAUCGAUCGGUACAGUGUGCAACGUGAAACCCGUCCAGGUGUGUGUGUCGUAGUGUGUUCGUUGUAAAGUGUUUUAUGUUUUCUUGUAAAAAAGUGACUAGUGUGGUCAUCUCCAUUACGGAACUCAUGAAAGAAACAUUCACACGAAGUGUUGUAGGCUCUGGAUCUCGGUUCCACUUUUGUUGAUUGUGAUUUUUGAGGCUUCUGGUAGAUAUUAGCUGUUGUGAAAGUGUCAUUGUAUUGUUUUUUUUUAAUUCUAUGUGGGGAGUUUAAUUGAUC